Lizanozyma spartinae is the source of this 795-nucleotide messenger RNA. It is a transcript of the gene TIM21, whose product is annotated as Tim21p. The coding region runs from base 1 to 795 and encodes 264 amino acids. The record is from RefSeq and is a predicted model, not a curated record. Gene Ontology annotation, biological process: protein import into mitochondrial matrix. Lineage: Eukaryota; Fungi; Ascomycota; Pichiomycetes; Serinales; Debaryomycetaceae. Gene Ontology annotation, cellular component: TIM23 mitochondrial import inner membrane translocase complex. The transcript has a single exon.
AUGUUAAGACCAAUCGGAAGCUUGAAUGCUCUUGUGUGGAAACACAGCACAAGACAACAUACGUUCAUACGGCCAACUGCUUUAUUGUUGGCUCGUACUUAUGUGAAUUUUACUCCAAGAACUUCAUCAUUGAGAUCCACACCAGUCUCACCUUUAUCUAUCAAAUGGUACUCUACUAAAACCGCACCUCCACCCCCACCACCUCCAUCAUCAACACCUUCAGAUAAGAACGCCAAGGGGAAGGCUAUUUUGAGUAAGAUAUCUCGGGCAAUUACGUUUUCAGCAUCAACACUUCUUGUAUUGGGAGCUGCAGGAGUUGCAGUGAUUGUGCUCUAUUUGAUCACCAGUGAGCUUUUCUUCCCCUCUGGUGACACCCGUACUUUCAACAAGGCUGUGAAGUUAGUUGAACAGAACGAAGAAGCCCAGAAGGCAUUGAACUUUAAAAAUGGUGACAGGCUUAAAGCAUACGGGGAGGUUGCUGGUGAUAGAUGGGUCAGAAACAGACCAGUUCAAAGUAGUAGACACAUUGGUAAGGAUGGUAAGGAAUACUUAAUUAUGAAAUUCCAUGUGGAAUCAGAUAGUGGUCAUCAUGGUAGUGUUCUCUUGGAACAGAUUGACUCUUCAUUCUGGAGUACAGAAUUUGCUUACAUUGCAUUGGACCUUUAUGAUCCUAGUGCUAAACAAAAGAGAGUGUAUAUCAUUCCUCCAAAGAUUGCAAAGCCCAAGACUGUGAUCAACCCCAUGUCUGGUAAUGAUGGCUUUUUAGGAUUAAAAUGGGGGCCUAAGAAGGAUUAA